UAUGAAAACCACCACCUUCCUCACCACCAGCGUCGCCUUUGCGGCUGCCACGAGUGCGACGACCAUCUGCAGCGCGGUGCCGCCGUUCAACUACGUGUCGGCGUCGACUGCGCACCCUCAACUCGCGCCAGCCCUCGACGUUCUCAAGCAGCAGCCCAUCGCGACGUGGUACACGGACCAGUACGUCAGCGACCUCUCAGGGCUCAUGGCCAAGUGCCAAGAUGCGACGCCAGCGAUCGUUGUAUAUGGUCUGCCGCAGAAGGACUGCGCCCACGGGUACUCGUCUGAGGGCAGCAACGCCAACACGGCCGAUUACGCCAAGUGGAUUCAAAAGCUCAUGGAUCAAGUCGGGUCGAACCGCGACGUCGUCUACAUCCUCGAGCCGGACGCCUUGGGGCUCCUCGCCAACAACCCAUGCGCGACGCAGCACAACUACAAGGCGAACCUCCGCAUCGCCAUCGAAAUGCUCGCGUCCAACCCAAAGGCCAAGAUCUACGCGGACGUGGCGGCCUGGGGUGACAUGGCCAAGACGACUUCGAUCCUGAACGAGCUCAAGGAAGCGGGUCGCCUCUCGGGCAUCGCGAUCAACACGUCAAACUACGUCUCCAACGACAAACUCCUUGCGACGUGCCAGUCGUACUCGGCCGCGACCAACGGCCUUCACUGCAUCUUUGAUACCUCACGCAACUUCAACGGAUCGCCCUCGAGCGAGUGGUGCAACGCCAAGUCCGGUGGCAUUGGCUCGCCGCCGACUGCCAACACGGGCUACCCCCUCGUCGAUUACUUUCUCUGGCUCAAGGUGCCGGGGGAGAGCGACGGUCAGUGCAACGACGCAGGGCGCACGAGCGACGCGGCCGUCGGGCCAAGCGCCGGGCAGUUCUUUCCGGAUGGCCUGGAGCGUCUCUGGAACCAAGGCCAUUUUGUCCAAAAGCAAGGGCUACCCAAGAUCGGCGGCGCGUGGCCGCAGUCAACAACCGCCUCGCCGACACCCGUGGUGACACCGGCGCCGACUCCUGCAGCAACCAAUGCGCCCGCAUCGCCGACAUCAACGCCAACGACCUCGACUACGACGCGCAUGCCCACCACGGACUCGUCGACCACGGGCUCGCCUGUAACAGAGACGCCCACGACCGAGACGCCAGUGUCGACUUCCAACGUUCCAUCGGUGUACCGCAGCACCUCUGGCUCCGUUGCGCACGGUAGCGACGUCCUUGACACACCGACGCCGCCUACGUAUGACGCAAAGCCGACACCCUCGGCGACAUCACAGACGUACACGGCGAGCACCGGUGCGCGCGACACUGGCACAGACUCGACCACGAUUGCGCUCUCAACUCUCGUCGGCGUCGGCGCCGUCGCAGCCGUCGCCAUGGCCGCGGUUGCCGUGCGCAAGCGCAUCACGCAAGACAAAGCCGACUUGGAGCUCGAGCGCGACGUUAGUGGUAUCGUCAUCCUGUCCACCGAUCGCGCGCAAACGAGCAUCCUCUAAGUUCUUAAACCAUCGUAUCAAUUAUUCUAUAUAUAUUCAAACAAAGUCCCAAUUUUCUACUCCUUGCGAAUCUCAAACGUAUCGACGGCGAGGCCUGAGCCAGCGUCCACAAAGCUCCACGAGAGCACGCUGCGGUUGGCCUUGAGGAGCGAGACGCCGUAGUGCGUGUUGUCGACCAGGACGUUCCACGUCUGCGCCGCGACGCCGUCGUAGGGCUCGUGGCCGCCGGCGCUGCCGCAGGCGCCCGAGACCAUGUACACGGGCGCGGCCGGGUUGAGAUACACGCUGCGGUCGUCGCUGACGCCGUCGAGGACGGGCACUCGAUUGGCGAUCGGGAGGUGGCGCUCGUACGCGUGCUGGUGGCCCGAGAGCACCAUAUCAACUUGAUACUUGAGAAAGAGCGGCUCGAAGGCGGCGAGGAUCGCCUCUUGCUUCUUCUUGGGGUGACCCGUGGGUUUAAAGACUUUGAGGCCGUAAAUCGGUCGGUGCGACCCGACGAGAAUCCACGGACGCUCGUGGCGCAGGGCCACCGCCGCCUUCAAGUCGGCUUCGAGCCACGCCAGCUGGUCGCCAAAGUGGCCAUUCGCCACCUUUGUGCCCUUGUUGUUGCUCGGCGCGCCCUCGAAGUCCGACUCGGAGCUAAUGCUAAUGAAAUGCACCGGUCCGUGGUUCCA
This is a messenger RNA of Saprolegnia diclina VS20, 2163 nucleotides long. RefSeq lists its product as hypothetical. Gene Ontology annotation, molecular function: hydrolase activity, hydrolyzing O-glycosyl compounds. NCBI's taxonomy places the organism in Eukaryota, Oomycota, Saprolegniomycetes, Saprolegniales, Saprolegniaceae. The record is from RefSeq and is a predicted model, not a curated record. The annotation marks the transcript as partial. The transcript has a single exon. Gene Ontology annotation, biological process: cellulose catabolic process.